Molecule: messenger RNA, 696 nt
Organism: Spodoptera exigua (beet armyworm)
Lineage: Eukaryota; Metazoa; Arthropoda; Insecta; Lepidoptera; Noctuidae
Source: the annotation of a GenBank genome assembly
AUGUCUAAACCGAUGGAUGAUGAUGAGGAUGAUUUAGGAGGCGAAUCACCAGAGGCUCCACAGCUGGCGACUGCAAUUCUAGGCUCGGUGGCGUUCAAGGAGGAUAUCGACCUCAAUGAGCAGACUUCGGAUACGAUGACCAGACGAGCGAUUGAACAAUUAACAAAAAUUCGAACCGAGAAGAGCGAAAUAGUUGAAAUGCAGUUUAUGGACGAUUUAGAAGAUCUGCGUUUGCUUAUAGCUAAAGAAUAUUCGAACCUGAUAAAAGAAUUCGAAGUCCAUAGAAUAUUUAAAUCGAAUUUAUACAAUUCGGCGGAACAUAGGUUGACAAGUGACAAUAAAAGACCAGAGAUGACCCCUAAUGAACGCCAAGUGCUGCUAGGUCACUGUUUGCAUGUUAAGCAUAAAGUUGACACGCUGUCACCCCUGAUGAACGAAGUGCACUGUAGCAAGCGGAAUAUUGACUACCGUAUGUACGGACUAGGUAUCGUCAAAUAUCCUCGAUCAACUUCAAGAAGUACAAAAAGUGCGACUUCUCGAAAGAAAUCAACUCAGGAGCAGCUGCCAAUAUACAACAACAUUGUUUUGCCCCUUAGAGGUUCUGAUGAACACCAAUGGCAUACCGUGAAGAAGACCAUAGUGAGGAAACCGUUACUUAAUUCUAAUAAUAAUUUUGAAAUCGCCAAUACACUUUGA